Molecule: messenger RNA, 510 nt
Organism: Parnassius apollo (apollo)
Lineage: Eukaryota; Metazoa; Arthropoda; Insecta; Lepidoptera; Papilionidae
Source: the annotation of a GenBank genome assembly
AUGUCGGCAGGGUCCUCUCGGACUCGGCAAGCGGCAUCCGCCACUGGUGGAGUUCGCCGCAUGCGUUGGACAAGGGAUAUGAACGCAAACGCAUUGCGGGCGUACUAUAGGGCGAAAGGGGAAGAAACUUCGGGGAUAGCGGUUCGGGCUCGGAUGCAUUGCUUUUUUGCUGAGCUGGAGCCGUCUAUUUCCGUCACGGAACAAAACCAGGCAGACCGAGUUCGGUACAUCAUGCGCUCGAAAAUAUUCGAUGAUGUCGAGCUCAAACGACUACGACGUGAGGCCAUUCCCUCAUCGAAUGAAUUGGCUACGGCUGGGGAUGAGGCUCCUCAGGCGACAGACCAGCUGCCACGCGUAGAAGCCGCCAUGGAUCUUCCAGUUGCGGGUGAUUCAGACGAUGAUGAAAUGGUCUUCCACGAACUAGAGCAAAUGAGGAGUAUAUUGGAAGAGGCGAUUUUGGAAACGCGCAGCAUGCCUCUCGAAAAUCGACCGCGAAUCGGGAUGUCGUGA